CUUUCACUUCCAAAGCUUCAAAGAGACCCCCGUUUUCUGCAAUGGCAGAAUCACGGUCUCCUAAGCGCCUCAAAAUUACAAGGGGGGAAGAUGAUUAUAUGCCCGGAAACAUUCUUGAGAUUGAGCUUCGUAAUUUCAUGACUUUUGAUUACUUAAAAUGCAAACCUGGGCCUCGAUUGAAUCUUGUAAUUGGGCCCAAUGGUUCUGGGAAGAGUUCUCUCGUGUGCGCUAUUGCUCUUGGUCUCUGUGGAGAGCCCCAGUUGCUUGGGCGAGCCACGAGUAUUGGGGCAUAUGUGAAGCGGGGAGAAGAGUCUGGCUACAUUAAGAUUACGCUGAGAGGGAACCAUAAAGAAGAACACAUUACCAUUAUGCGAAAAAUAAACACUAACAAUAAGUCUGAAUGGUUGUUCAAUGGAAAUAUAGUGGCCAAAAAGGACGUGGCUGAAACCAUUCAAAGGUUUAAUAUCCAAGUCAAUAAUUUGACUCAGUUCUUACCACAAGAUAGGGUCUGUGAGUUUGCGAAGUUAACUCCUGUGCAACUUCUGGAAGAGACUGAAAAGGCUGUUGGUGAUCCACAACUUCCAGAGCAACAUUGUGCAUUAGUUGAUAAAAGUCGUGCAUUGAAGCAUAUUGAGCUGUCUCUGGAGAAAAAUGAAGGAACUUUAAAUCAGUUGAAGGAACGGAACGCUGAAUUAGAGAAGGAUGUUGAACGUGUCCGUCAAAGAGAUGAACUUCUUGCCAAGGCUGCAUCAAUGAAAAAGAAAUUGCCUUGGCUGAGGUAUGAUAUGAAGCAGGCAGAAUACCGGGAAGCUAAGGAGCGUGAGAACAAUGCAGCAAAGGCAUUGGAGGAAGCUGCAAAGUUAUUAAAUGAUCUGAAAGAACCUAUUAUGAAACAAAAAGGGGAGAAGGCUGCAUUAGAUGCAAAAUGUAAAAAGGUUAGCAGCUGCAUAAAUGAGAAUGCUAAGAAGCGAAUGGAACUUAUGGAGAAAGAGAAUCGAUUGGAUGUGGAAUUACGUGGAAAGUACAAAGAUAUGGAAGAGUUAAGGAGGCACGAAGAAACUCGGCAACAAAGACUUAGAAAAGCUAGGGAGGAACUUGCUGCUGCUGAACUUGAACUUGAGAAUCUACCUCCUUAUGAACCUCCUAAGGAAGAGCUUCAAAGACUAAAAGCUGAAAUAUUGGAGUUGGAUAAUUCUGCUAGUCAAGUGAGACAGAAUAAAUCACAGACAGAAAAUGAGAUAAAGCGUAGAAAGUCAUCCCUGAUGCAGUGUCAAGAGAGGUUGAAGGAAAUGAAUAAUAAAUAUACCAAGUGUUUGCAUAUAUUGCAAAGAUCUGGGGCGGAUAAAAUUUUUGAAGCUUAUAAUUGGGUCCAAGAGCAUAGCCAUGAAUUCAAGAAGGAGGUUUAUGGCCCAGUUUUAGUUGAGGUGAAUGUCUCAAAUCGGGUUCAUGCUGCAUAUCUAGAGGGUCAAGUUGCUCAUUACAUUUGGAAGAUAUUGGAGAAUUCUGUCCACAGCUUGCAAGUGUUUAUCCCUCGGAUCAUGCAUAAAUCAUAG
Molecule: messenger RNA, 1553 nt
Organism: Gastrolobium bilobum
Lineage: Eukaryota; Viridiplantae; Streptophyta; Magnoliopsida; Fabales; Fabaceae
Product: structural maintenance of chromosomes protein 5-like
Exons: 13
Coding region: 42-1553 (503 amino acids)
Biological process (GO): double-strand break repair via homologous recombination
Cellular component (GO): Smc5-Smc6 complex
Molecular function (GO): ATP binding; ATP hydrolysis activity
Source: RefSeq, a predicted model, not a curated record